AUUCAGCAUGCUUUUUGAUAAUAACGAUCUUGUUAUCGAGGAAAAAGGUAGAACCGAAUGCAUUUUGAACGUAUCGUUGAGGAUAAGAAUAGUGGUAUCCCACAUUUUAUCAGAAAGACAAGAAAGCGAUUGCGAAGAACACUGGCCAAUAGAUUUACCAGUAUACAGUGGUAUUAAUAAACCUAAGCGCUGUUAUAGGAUUUUUUCAUCCCUUGAUCAAUGGAGUGAAAACGACGAGAUGAAAGACGAUAACAAUACCGACGACAAGAACCUCAACAACAAAAUCAAACACAAGCCUCUUUUGGUAGACACGCCGAUUACUGACACCAAAUCCGAAAACAAUCACUUAUUUACCGAUAAAUUACAAAAGCCUCUUGGUUCUUCUAAUGAUAGUUACGGAAACAAUUACAACAUUGAUAAAAAUGAGCAGUGCAAUGACAAGACAGAAAUUGAUAAAAACGAAAACUGCAACAAAGAGAUGUACUCAAACAUGCCUGAGGGAUAUUAUUUAAAAAUGAGAUUUGGAGAUUUUGGUUAUCGCCACAGAUGUGGAUAUGGUACCGACGAUGAAGAUGGUUAA
Molecule: messenger RNA, 580 nt
Organism: Paraglomus brasilianum
Lineage: Eukaryota; Fungi; Glomeromycota; Glomeromycetes; Paraglomerales; Paraglomeraceae
Source: the annotation of a GenBank genome assembly